CCAAUGAUUGACUUUGGUGAUAACUUUGUUUCGUUCUUUUAACUUGGAAGCCUCGUGUGCGGAAUGGCCGAGAAUAUUCUUUAUAAGAUCUGAACCUCCUCCAUGGUCGUCGAGUCUGGAUAUCCUGGUGUUCUUAAGUCCUCUCUCAGCACCUCACAUCCUCGUCUCUCGCUUCAUCUGCCACAAGUCAAUCGCUUCGAGUGAACUGCUUCACGGAGAGAUAUCAGCUUUUCACCAGAUAUAACGCUGCCACAACCUUCAGCUCACAUUCAACACGAGUAUCAAGGCCAUCACGAAAAUGCAGACCAAGCUUGCUCUUGCUGCCGGCCUUGCGGCCAUGGCGACGGGCGUCGCUGCUCAGUCGACGACCACCUCCACCAGCGUGACUGUCACGACAAGCACUUCCGUCACUGACACGACGAGCACUGGGACUGAGCCGACGAGCUCAUCGACUGAAACGUCGAGUGACCUGCCCGGCUCUCUCAGCAGCAGCAGCAGCAGCAGCAGCAGCAGCAGCGAGUCGAUCAGCGUGACUGUCGACACCAGCACCUCGACCUCUACCACCUUCAACACGACCACCUACCCGCCCACCAGCACGUCUAGCUGGUACUACAACAACACGCUGCCCACCGUCAUCACCGACUACAUCAUCAUUGUCUGCCCUUACCCAACCACCAUUACUACCAAUGGCCAGGAGUACACUGCCACCGAGGCCGGCCAGACCAUCACUAUUACUAACUGCCCGUGCGAGGCUACUUCGAACAUCGUGACCCUGCCCACUCCCAUCCCGGACACUAGCAACCCGCCCCCUCCUCCUCCCGCCACGGAGACCUCCCCGGCCAUCCAGCCGACGGAGAACCCCGUCAAUCCUCCUGUCAACCCUCCUGUCAACCCUCCUGUCAACCCGCCCGUCAAUCCUCCUCCCACUAACACUGGCGGCGGCGGCGGCGGUGCGACCGUCACUGCCGGCGGCUCACCGACUGUCAGCGUGACCACCGUCCCCACCAACUCGAUUGUUCCUGGCGCCGCGGCCACUCUUGAGCACGUCAGCUCGCUUGCCAUCGCUGUGCUCAGCGGUGUGCUGUUCUUCGUCUUGUAAGGACGGGGAAUGGCGAGCAAGCGAGCGAGAGAGAGAGAGAGAGAGAGAGAGAG
Messenger RNA from Microdochium trichocladiopsis, 1152 nucleotides. RefSeq lists its product as uncharacterized. The transcript is spliced from 3 exons. Lineage: Eukaryota; Fungi; Ascomycota; Sordariomycetes; Xylariales; Microdochiaceae. The record is from RefSeq and is a predicted model, not a curated record. The coding region runs from base 299 to 1099 and encodes 266 amino acids.